AUGGCGUAUAUUACGCUGGCCGCUUUGGCCGCUAUUUCGGCUUUUAUCCUCGCUUUACGGGCAUUCACUGUGAAGCCAAAGCUUGCAAAAUUGCCGCCUGGGCCCAAAGGCAGGCCUAUUAUUGGGAAUUUGCUUGAUUUGCCCGCAGAUGGCAAGCAAGAAUGGCAACACUGGCUACAGCACAAGGAGCUUUAUGGUCCUUUAAGCUCCGUCACGGUCCUCGGUCAAACAGUGGUCAUUAUCAACGAUAGAGACCUUGCAGUCCAUAUUCUCGAGAAAAACUCAGUGAAGCAUUCAUCUCGUCCUCGUCUUGUCUUCGCAGACGAACUCUCGGGAUGGGGACAAGCACCCGUGAGUCAAGAUAAUACUCCUCUCCUUCGGUCAUAUCGCCGCGCAAUGGCUCGUAUCAUCGGAUCACAAGCAUCCGCAUCGAAGUUUGAUCAUCUCCUUGUUGUGGAGGCCCGGCGAUUCCUGUGGCGUGUGCUUGAUUCUCCGCAAAACUUUGUUCAGCACAUCAGAACCGCUGCAGGAGCUUUUGUUUUAAAGAUCACGUACGGAUAUGAAAUCGUCCCUCACGGUGCCGACCCACUGGUCAAUUUGGCUGAUCUGGCUCUGGAGCAAUUUUCCAAAGCUGUGGUUCCAGGGGCAUGGCUGGUGGAUAUGAUUCCAGCACUGAAGUACAUCCCUGAGUGGGCUCCCGGGGCCGGUUUCAAAAAGACCGCCAACUACUAUCUUCAAACCCUCAGGAAACUGACCGACGACCCCUUGAAGUUCACGAAGUACCAAAUGAGCAAGAAAUCUCACCAGCCAUCAUUCGUAUCAGAGUUGCUGAGUCAGGGAGAGAGUGAGGAUAUUACGAAAUGGGCAGCCGCGGCACUAUAUGGUGGCGGAGCAGAUACAACGGUUUCCGCUUUAGAGGGACUUUUCCUUGCAAUGAUGUUAUUCCCAGACGUUCAGCGCAAGGCACAGGAAGAACUUGACCGCGUAUUCGGUGGACCGGCUUUGCCCACAGUUGAGGACCGGGCAAGACUACCUUAUAUCAAUGCUAUUGUCAAAGAAGCCCUGCGCUGGCACGUUGUCGCACCACUUGGAGUUCCCCAUAGAACUGACGAAGAUGAUGUCGUUGAUGGCUUCUUGAUUCCGAAGAAUGCUCUUUUGCUGCCUAAUAUCUGGUCUUUCAAUCAUGACCCCGCAGUUUAUCCCAACCCAAUGGAGUUCCGGCCUGAACGGUAUCUCCCAGAAGAAGGACAGGAUGCUCAGCCUGAUCCACAUGAUACAAGCUUCGGUUAUGGACGCCGACUCUGCCCAGGCCGCAUCGUUGCCGACACGUCUCUGUAUUUGACGAUUGUAAGCACACUGGCCACCUUCAAUAUUACCAAGCCAAUUGGGGAAGAUGGUCAGGAAAUCGAGCCGCCUGUGGAUUUCACUCCAGGAAUUAUUAGCCACCCGGUGCCUUAUGCGUGCUCCUUUACUCCACGGAGUGAGAAACACAAGGCAUUGAUUUUGGACUUUGAGCGCGAAACUCCGUUCGAGAACAGCGAUGCUGAGGCUUUGAGCGAGGCGCUAAAAUGCAUGUAG
This is a messenger RNA of Penicillium verhagenii, 1578 nucleotides long. Its product is annotated as cytochrome P450. Gene Ontology annotation, molecular function: monooxygenase activity; oxidoreductase activity, acting on paired donors, with incorporation or reduction of molecular oxygen; iron ion binding. The record is from RefSeq and is a predicted model, not a curated record. The coding region runs from base 1 to 1578 and encodes 525 amino acids. The transcript is spliced from 7 exons. NCBI's taxonomy places the organism in Eukaryota, Fungi, Ascomycota, Eurotiomycetes, Eurotiales, Aspergillaceae.